GAAGCUUUGACAACAUCACAGGUGAUGGUUCCUCGCUACAAAUCGCGGGCGUCAGCAGCACGACGGCGACUUUUCGAUUGACAUGUCGUUUAGAUAUAAAAGGUCGAAGACGACGACGAGGAUGAACAAAAAAACAUUAGCCUUAGGAAGAACAAUUCAAAACGCAAAAACCCGUUUAACGUAGAUCUAUCUCGUCUACUCGAGCUUUAUAAAGGCAAAACAGCAAGACUUGCCAGAAACAAUGUCAACCUACAGCCGAGAAACCGAGGGCCUCGCUCUCGUGCACAAGUUUGCCGACCAGGUAAAAGGAAGGACAUGUAAGGCCCACCUCCCAACUUCCCCUAACAUUCUCCCCAGACUACCAAUACUUAUCUACCUAGUCCUCCUAACCGGCCCCAGCCCGGGCGGUAUCGGAGCCGAGACCCUGAUCUCGCUCGCCGCAGAGUCACCCGCGCAGCUCAUCCUCGUCGGGCGCUCGCGGGAGAAAGCGCAAGCCACGAUCGACGCCAUCAAAGUAGUCAACGCCUCCGUCGCGACCAAAUUCAUCGAAGCGGACCUGACCUCGCUCGCGAGCGUGCGCAAAGCGGCGCAGUCCAUCCUCGCGGACCCGGAGAUCCCCAGAAUCGACGUCGUCAUCAACAACGCGGCCGUGAUGGCCACGCCGUUCGAGCUGACGCCCGACGGCAUCGAGCUGCAGCUGGCGGCCAGCCACCUGGGCCACUUCUUGCUAACAAACAUGAUCCUACCGAAGGUGCUCGCCGCGGCCGCCGCGGGGCCCGGCGGCGCGCGCCUCGUCCUGCUGACCAGCUCCGGGCACCGGUACUCCGGGGUGCGGUUCUCUGACCCGAAUUUCGCAGAGCCGGGCUCGUACACGCCGUACGACGCGUACGGGCAGGCGAAGAGCGCCGUGAUCCUGUAUGCGGUGGCGCUGAACCGGCGGCUAGCCUUGCGCGGCGCGCGGGGCGUGCGCGCCUACGCUGUGCACCCGGGCAGCGUGCAGACGAACCUGCAGAGCCACGUGAUGAAGCUGGCGCCGGAGGAGUUGGCGACGAUGAUGGACGAGGUCUCGAUGCGCGUGAUGGGGAUGCCGCUCGCCGAGACGAGGAGGCAGAGCCCGUGGCUGACGCUGCAGCAGGGGUGCGCGACUACGCUGCGCGCGGCGCUAGAUCCGGAUCUCGUGAAGCAGGAGGGCGUGUACUUGCAAGAUUGCGAGUUGACUACCGAUACGAAGUUGGUCAAGGAGUGGGCGACGGAUCCGGAGCUCGCGGAGAAGCUGUGGACGUUGAGCGAGGAGUUGGUUGGGGAGAAGUUUGAUAUAUAGGAGUUAUAAUUCCAUAGAUAACGAUUACAUACUUGUAGAAUCCAGUCCUUAAGAUAAUUACAUAGAUGAAAUAAGUGUAACAGUAUUCAUAUAGACACCCCUUUCUUAUUAAUUGCGAGUUCGAAGCAGUGAUUCCUUCCCAAUAAUGACGGGAUAUCGGAGGUCGUACCUGACAAGCCACAUCGUGUAAAUAAGUAAUCGACACCCCAUCAUUCGCACUGUAUUUCAUAUGCCCCACCACCAAAAAGAGCCCCUGG
Messenger RNA from Annulohypoxylon truncatum, 1578 nucleotides. Its product is annotated as NAD(P)-binding protein. NCBI's taxonomy places the organism in Eukaryota, Fungi, Ascomycota, Sordariomycetes, Xylariales, Hypoxylaceae. The coding region runs from base 242 to 1321 and encodes 359 amino acids. The record is from RefSeq and is a predicted model, not a curated record. The transcript has a single exon.